This is a messenger RNA of Otolemur garnettii (small-eared galago), 737 nucleotides long. It is a transcript of the gene IL18, whose product is annotated as interleukin 18. Gene Ontology annotation, biological process: inflammatory response; immune response. Lineage: Eukaryota; Metazoa; Chordata; Mammalia; Primates; Galagidae. Gene Ontology annotation, molecular function: cytokine activity. The transcript is spliced from 6 exons. The coding region runs from base 144 to 728 and encodes 194 amino acids. The record is from RefSeq and is a predicted model, not a curated record.
UUGUGUUCCAGGCUGCCUACUGUGGCUGGGCUGCCCAGAGGGCUGCCUCCUGCUAAGAUUUACGGGCUUCCUGAGAGGAAAGGGACCUCGACUAUUCCAGCGCUUCCUCUUGCAAGAAACGCUUCAGCACAGUAGGAAUAAAGAUGGCUGCCGACACAGUCGACAACAACUGCAUCGACUUCGUGGCAAUGAAAUUUAUUGACAAUACACUUUACUUUAUAACUGAAAAUGAUGAAAACCUGGAAUCAGACUACUUUGGCAAGCUUGAACCUAAACUCUCAAUCAUAAGAAAUUUGAAUGACCAAGUUCUCUUCAUUGACCAGGGAAAUAAGCCUGUAUUUGAGGACAUGACUGAUGCUGAUUGUGAAGCUAAUGCAUCCCAGACCAAAUUAAUCAUAAAUCUAUAUAAAGAUAGCUUUGCUAGAGGUAUGGCUGUCACCAUCUCUGUGAACUGUAAGAAAAUUGCAACUCUAUCCUGUGAGAACAAAAUUAUUUCCUUUAAGGAUAUCAGUCCUCCUGAUAGUAUCAAGGAGCCAGAAAGUGACAUCAUAUUCUUUCAGACAAGUGUUCCAGGACAUGAUACUAAGAUGCAAUUUGAGUCUUCAUUAUACAAAGGGUACUUUCUAGCCUGUAUAAAAGAGAGUGACCUUUUCAAACUCAUUUUGAAAAAAAAUGAUGAACCUGGGGAUAAAUCCAUAUUGUUCACUGUUCAAAAUAAAGACUAUUAACAUUUUACA